This is a messenger RNA of Notolabrus celidotus (New Zealand spotty), 5122 nucleotides long. RefSeq names its product elongation factor for RNA polymerase II 2 (gene ell2). Gene Ontology annotation, cellular component: transcription elongation factor complex. The transcript is spliced from 13 exons. Gene Ontology annotation, molecular function: cis-regulatory region sequence-specific DNA binding. The record is from RefSeq and is a predicted model, not a curated record. Gene Ontology annotation, biological process: positive regulation of transcription elongation by RNA polymerase II; transcription elongation by RNA polymerase II; snRNA transcription by RNA polymerase II. Bases 474 to 2591 code for a protein of 705 amino acids. Lineage: Eukaryota; Metazoa; Chordata; Actinopteri; Labriformes; Labridae.
ACUUCAAGUUUAUUCACCCCAAAGUGUGUUUGUUGUGAUGGGCAGCUUUAAGUUUUAAUGUGUCGCCAACAAAGUAAAAACUAUUUAUAAUGUAUGGUACAUAGAUUAUGCUGAUAUCUGUCUAAACUGAACAGCAAACAAACUGAGCCCACACCACUGCAGGAUAGUCUUCUACCUUUAACAGUUACUGUGGGCUAGAAUUAGUUCCACCAUGUCAGCAAAACACAGCAGGCAGAGUCCGUUUUGCCAAGAGGUAAACUACAUGUGUGUUUGAGGGAGAGAGGCUAUAUGGGCUUGUAGAGAAAGGAAGACUAGUUACAAUAAGUUUGGUUUCAAAAUAGAUCUACCUAAAAGGACCCUGUGCAGGCCUGGCUCUGUUAAUGGAUACAAAACCCAGUUUUUCCCUUUAGGCAGCAGCUGUAGUCCCUCCCCGGGCCACGGUGAGCACAGGGACAGAGAGCCUGGGCUGCUAAAUGCUCCAGCCUCAAAGGGACGAUGGUGGAGGGCUGGUAAAGAUGGCGGCGCUCUCCGAGGAUGGGAGAUACGGAUUAAAUUGUGGCCCAGAGAGCGCAGAUAGAGUCACCAUAUUGCACGUCAAAUUGACUGAGACAGCAGUGAGAGCCAUAGAGAGCCACCAAAAUUGUAUGAAUGUAUCUUCUUUGCGGCCAACAAUACAGUUCAAGGGACUCCAAGGGCGCAUUAAAAUCCCCAAGACUGAUUCCUCCCCUGACAACUUCCACAACUUUGAUUUUUACCUGUCUAACGUGGGCAAGGACAACCCUCAGGGAAGCUUUGAUUGCAUCCAUCAGUAUGUGUCCAGCUCAGGGGCCUCACACCUGGCAUUGUUGGCCACCGUACAGGACAAGGUCACAGUGUGCGCCACUAAUGACUCUUACCAGGUGACCCGGGAGCGCAUGACCCAGGCUGUUGAAGACACACGUGAACGUGGGACCAAAGUCAUCAAGCCUGGGGGCCAGUACAGAGGAAAGCAAGUGCAUAUCCGCAAGCCAGCAUUAUCAGCAGCCCCUGAUGUGGUCCCGGAGCGCAAACGCUCUACACCCAUCAACCCAGCCAACACUAUUCGUAAGUGCCUUUCCAAUAACCCUGUGUCCCAGCGGCCUUUCCGGGACCGCAUCAUCCACCUGCUGGCACUGAGGUCCUACAAGAAGCUGGAGGUACUUGCCCGCUUGCAGCGGGACGGUAUCAAUCAGAAGGACCGAAACUCAUUGGGGACCACCCUGCAACAGGUGGCAAGCCUGAACCCCAAAGACAACACAUACUCUUUGAAGGAUUUCAUAUACCGUGAUGUCCACCGGGACUGGCCUGGCUACUCUGAGGAUGAGAAGACUCAGGUGGACCGGAUCCUGGCUCGCAAAUUGGGGCUUCCUACUGAGACUCCAUCAAGCAGUUCUCCCAAAGACAGUGUCCCCACAUCCCCCCAGAAGCGCCCACCAGACUUUGACUUCGUUGACCCAUUGGCCCCCAAGAAAGCCCGCAUCUCCCACCUCAGUAACAGAGGGCCAGCCGCAUCUUCAUCCUCCUCCUCAGAGCGCCGGGAGGACGAGGGCAGCCCCAACUCGAAACGCUCGUCCCUUCCCUCCAUCAUCACUUCAGGCCCUCCCACCCAUCUCCCCAUCUCGUCCCACCCUCCUGCCCCCUCUCACCAGCAGCCCAGCCCAGCUUCCCACUCCAACUCACCCAGCACCCCGGAAGGCUGCGGCACCCAGGACCUGCCAACGGACCAGAGCUCCUCCUGCAGAGACCCUUCACCCAGCCCUUUCCCCUCUGACAGGACCCCGCAGGACCGCUACCGACACCCUGUUCCUGUCCCUGUCCCCAGACCAGCUGCCUCACCCAGCCCCCCUCUCCCUCCUCCACCUCCUCCUCCUCCUCCUACUACUACUACUACUACUGUCACGUCACUAACAGUUACCUCCACUGUUAUCAGCAACCCUCCCUCAUCCAGCAGCACCACCAAGAAGUUCAAAAAGAAAUCCAAGAAGCACAAAGAGAAGGAUCGAGAGAAGGAUCGAGAGAGGGAGAAAGGGAAAAGGAAUGAAAGAGACAGCAGAAGUCCUCCCAUUGAAGCCGAACGGCCUGAAGAGACUCGUAAAGCAAAAAAGAGACGCAGUGCCGAGGAGGAGAGCAGAGAAGUUAUUGUCAAGAAUCCUCACAAAGAUCAAGAUUCUUCAGAUAAAGAAAAGCCAGUCCAGUCCACUGAAUUCUCCUCCACUAUUGAGAUGCCUGACUAUAUAGUGAAGUACAUGCCUCUGGGGUCCAUGGACCAGAGACAAAGUUACAAGGACGACUUCAACGCAGAGUAUGAUGAGUAUCGCCUGCUGCACGCCCGCGUGGAGAACAUCAACCGCCGCUUCACUCAACUGGACUCUCAGUGCAGGAAGCUGGCACCUGGCACCAAAGAAUACCAGAAGGUGCAAGAAGAAGUCUUGAAAGAGUACAAAAAGAUGAAACAACGCUGCCCAAACUACCAUGAGGAGAAACAGCGCUGCGAGUACCUGCACAACAAGCUGGCCCACAUCAAGAGGCUGAUAGCUGAUUUUGACCAGCGCAGAGCCCAGGCCUGGUGCUGAGAGCACAGCACACAAUAUCCUCACUGAUCAGUAUUGAGAGCGGAUUGUCGAACCGGGAGGGGGAGUCCAACUGGCUGUUAUUUAACCCCCCCUUCAGUUACUGCCUCCUCACACACACCUCUUCCUUCCCUUCUCCUUUUCCAGUCAUCCUUCUUCAUUCCUUCAUUCAUUUCUGAUCUUGGAAUUCCACUGGUUUCAUUGUUGCCUGCAAUCUAUAAAAUAUCACUUUGAGUCCCCCCCCGCCCCCCCCCCCCCCCCCCCUUCCCUUCUUUUGCUUUCUUGAUGUUUUUUUUUUUUUCUUGAGGAGCUCCUGUGGAGUUUGAUACCACUGGACCGGUGGAAGGAGCUGCCUGCAUGUGUGAAGGGGUUUGAGGAAACUCUUCGACUCUUCUUACCUUUUUUGAAGGACUUAUCUUCAGGCAAAAAAAAAGAACAAAAAAAGUAUUUUUGAGUAUCAGAGAAAAUAUUAACAUGUAUUUAAGUAAAAAAGAAAAAAGAGGGAGAACUAUUUAUUUUGGGACUCGUAGUGCAAAAGAAGAGUCCGCAGAUGAUAUAUUGUUUAACUUUUGAAAACAAUGCAAAAAAAAAUACCGCGGGCCUUAUGUGUUUUGACUAUUUGAAGCCAUUUUGCACGCCUGAUCCAUUCUGUCAUCUCAUUUGGCAAUGAUGUCUCUCCUGCCUCAUUUCCUCUCUCUUCAUAAUAACUGUACUGGAUGACCUUGCUGCAGCACAUUGCUGUUGGGAGGAAAUGAGGCGGGCAGGAGAAAUCGCACAAGCUAAUUGAGAGGCAACACCAGUAUGUGUGCAUGGAUUAUUAAUUUAGUUGUAAUGGCAACAUGGGGUUGUGAGAGUGGUAUAACUAAAGGAGUAUGACCCCCUGUCGUAAGGGGGCAGUAUUCCCUGCACCAACAGUGUUUAGCAUUCUCGGUGCAUUAUGGGUGCCUUAAGGUGUUUACACUCGGGAAACAUCGAGUCAGGCCGACCUUUAGGGUCCACAGGCUACACAGAGGAACUAUAACUGCCUGGAAACAGGUUGUGUGUGUAUGUGUGUGUUUGUGUGCUUGUGCAUGUCAGAGAGGUGGAGCAAGGAAGAGACGAGAAGUCUGGAAGGAGUGUUACACAUUGUGAGCGUGUGUCUGUAUGAUUGUGAAUUAUGUGGAGUGAGAGAUAAAAGAGAAAAAUAAUAGAAAUGUGGAGAAAAAAGUGAGAAAUAUGAAAAAAGAAACAAAAAAAGCUGCUACAGUGUUUAACCAGCCGGAGCACUCAGGAUCAACCUGGCUGGAGUAACAAUACCUGAUCUUAAUUGAAGAGAUAUAGAAGCUCCUUAUUUUCGGAGACCCUGGAGAGGACUGUGGCUGCCUCUGCAGCUUUAUCCAGCGGCAAACACUUUAUGUUGUUGUUUGAGAAAGAAGCCAAAAUGUGUCAUCAUCCAGAGAACAAAACUUUAUGAAGAUGUCAAAUGUAUUUGAUCCUCAGUUUGAGUUCUGCAGAGCAGUGAAAGAUUUUUUUUUUUCAACAUUGAUACCAAGUUGAUUUCAUGGAGUGGAUGAAUGGCUUCUAUGAUAAGUCUUUAUUUCAACAAGGGAAAAUUUGUUUACAACCUGUGUUAGAAUGUUUGCCAAAAAUUAAAUACUUUUCUGGUACUGCAUCCAUGGAGUAACAUCUCUGAUUAGCUUAAUCUAAGGAGACAAUAUUGGUGACAAACACUAUGAGUCUAAUGCAAUGAGGAGAAACCAGAACACCUUUCAAACAUCUCAGGAUGAACAUAGGAACUGAUUUAUCAGGCCCUUCAAAAACCAACCAUGGAAAGGUGUUGACUCUCAACCUCCACUGAUCCUGGGGGAAAAAAAGUCCCAAUUCCCCUUCAGAAAAAGUGAUCAAAGUAAAAACUGUCUGGUUUUAUUCCAUUUAUGUUUUGGCACCUUGUCAAACAGUCAGUCUCUGCAGCAGACUUGCUGUUAUGUCCGGUGGUCAGAAUUAAUAAACCAUAAUUACAAAUUUAGCUAAACUAUCGAGUGAUGACACAAGUUAUUUUGGACAGACAAACCAGCACUUGUUUAUUUGACGUGUCACAAUAGCAAACAAAAAACAAAGCCCACACGAGUUCAGGCUGUACUCAAAUCUAGGUUAACUAAGGCUGCAGGCUCAGGGUCAGUCUAUUGGUUACUUUUUCCUGUUUCCCUUAAUGGUCAAGAGUUCCAAAGAGACACUUCUAAGUUUAUGUAAAAGCUGAGGCUUCAUGUGCAGCCAUCAAGAUGUCGUUCUUGCUUGUGUCCUCUGUUCUGUCUCAAAAAACAAAAAAACAGAUUAACCUAAAUUUGGGUCUGAUUACGAAGAAUCCACAUUAUAUGUUACUUCAUGGGCGGAGAGGAGAGCGUUGAUCAAGAGUCUUAAUGAGAAAGUGACCAUUUAAAAUACCCUGGCAGUGUUUAGAUAGGAUGAACCACUGAAAAUCAAGUGUGAAAUCUGAUCCUGCCCAAGUGAAAAAAAAAUAAACAUUUCAAUAAAAAUCAACUGAGUUUAACCUGGAA